GUUGUCUAGCUCUAAGAUCUCUCUAUGCUCCAGACUACAACACCGACCCCACCGUACGGUCGUAUCCACAUUUUAUGAUGAGAAUAGCCUCUAUGAGGCUAUGGUAUGGAUUCAUGAAUCUUGAAACAGCAUGUUGGUCAGACUUUCAGCUUCUAUCAACGAUGAAGAUCCUCCUUAGCGGAUGCAAGAGAUGUUCUAAUUAUGAACAUUCACUGAGCAAGUCACGAACAAGUCUACGAAGCAUCUCUAUAUAUCUCUCUGAUGCCAUGGCCUUGUCACAAUGUAUAUCCGAACAAUCUUCACUGCACAACUCAGCAUUGCAUCCAUUAUGAGUUUCUUUGGACGAACCCCCUUCUCUAAGAGACGACUUGCUACCUAUCUCCUACUAUGGAACUCAUACUCCACAGACGUGGCUGCCAAACCACUUCCGCAAGAGGCACCUGAAGUAACGACACCUGUAGUCACUCCAGUGUUACUCACAAAUACUGGUGCCGAUGGGUCGACGGUUGUCCAAACAUUUACACCAACAUCCUUGGCGAUUAGUGGCUUAGUGCCCCCUAUCACGGCCGCAACCACCGUCACAACUACACUCACGGAGGAAAAUGGCGCUGUAGAGACUGUUGCCAUCGCCGUUGCUGCUGGUGCUGGUAUAGUCGCCGCUGGUGCCCUUGCUGCAUGGUUAUACAAACCUAUACCUGGCGAGCCUCCAGCUCCAACGAACCCUCCUGAGUAUAGUACAUCAAGCCAGAAUAACGAGCCCCCAAAGACGACAGACCCUCCAAAGACAAGUGACCCACCGUCAUGUCCAUUCCCCACGGGUGGCUCAAAAGUGGACUUCAAGAAAGUUGACAACCAGCCACAAUGGACUGCGGGCUCACCCCCAGAUAACGCCGAAGAGAUUGCGCCUAAGUGUGAGAAGUAUGGCAGCAAUAACCAACUGCUACGCGGAACUGAUCCGGGAUACAUCAAGGCGCUUGCAGAAGUGUUUUGCAAGAUGGACCUUACUAAGGAUCAGAGCAAGGAGAUUGGACAGCCUGACCUUCCAAACGAUAGCUCAUGGAAGAACGACAAACUUCAGAGUGUACGAGUGAAAUUUGACUUUAAGUAUUCUAGCACACAUGAUGGAUGCGCCAAGAAUUGUAACGACGCUGUUGGCAGAAUUCUUUCCAUGUGCCAGUAUGAUUCUCACUCGAUGUUCGGUGGUGGCUCCCUCGAACAAGGCUGCGGCACCUACAACUUCAUGGUCAACGCCGAUCCAAGGACUGAAUCUAGCUGCAAAAACCCUUCUAGUGACAUCUUUGUUAAAUACAUGUACCGUGACGCGGCAAUAGACGCGAUCAAUAACUUCUGCACGGCACAGGAUGGCCAUGUAUUGAAGGCCAAGGAUGACGGCAGCUACAUCAAGGAGUCCGCCUUCACAGCCAGUUACUCAGACAAAUGUACAGGCAGUGGAUCCUACACAAUCGAGAAAGACCUCUGUGUCAAGUACCUCAGCGAAACUGUCGAUAAUUGCGACACGGGCAGCGUCAACUAUAAGCACGGCGGCAUCACCACGGACACAGACAAUUGCGGCGCUUUCGAGUUCCACCCCAAUGGUGUAGACGUCUUCUCCUGCUAUCCAGACAACAAAGACAAGGGCUUUAUCAGCCAGGGCGAGCACAUCGCUAUCAGUCCUGAAAUGGCCGAAGACGUCAUCAGUCAGUUCUGCGACCGCUCCGGCGACGGCCAGUCGUACACGCUGGACCCUGACAAGAUCCCGGCGUCCAAUGCCUUUAUUCAGGACACGUGCGCUCAGGACGGUAUGGCGGCAUGCGCCUACUACUACACCAAUGACGGCAAGAGAGUCACUGACAAAGGAAGCCUUGGCGACCUUGUCGUGCGAGCAGAAGCAGCGUAUCAGGACUUUGGCACACCUCAAAACUGGGGCUGUGGGGCACGACAGAAGUACGAGAUUCACGGAGAUCGGUGCAAAAGGUACCUUAGGAAAGUCAUGGGAGUAGAGCCAAAGGGGCAAUGUGUGGGAAGUGAUCCGAGCAAGCUGGAUCUGGGAUCGUUCCUGGAAAGCGGCGACAAGGGGUGUGUGCUUUGGAACUUCUAUGCUGUCAAUACCCACUGAGAUGGGAGUGAGUCUUUGUUCGGAGCGGCUAUUGCAUGUGAGGCGUUUCUGGUAUGGUCGGUGUUCAUAGUGAAGCGCAGAGGGGUUCAAGUCUUAUUACGAUCUUUUUACAUAACUAUGGAGUGAAUCUAAACAACUGGUGCAGUAUGCUCG
This is a messenger RNA of Pseudovirgaria hyperparasitica, 2269 nucleotides long. RefSeq lists its product as uncharacterized. The coding region runs from base 329 to 2116 and encodes 595 amino acids. The transcript has 2 exons. Lineage: Eukaryota; Fungi; Ascomycota; Dothideomycetes; Acrospermales; Acrospermaceae. The record is from RefSeq and is a predicted model, not a curated record.